Molecule: messenger RNA, 768 nt
Organism: Trichobilharzia regenti
Lineage: Eukaryota; Metazoa; Platyhelminthes; Trematoda; Strigeidida; Schistosomatidae
Source: the annotation of a GenBank genome assembly
AUGCUCUUAUUUGUUUCUAUUGGAAUUAUCUACACUACACGAUUCAGUGAGACUGCUAUCGCAUCUAAUGCCAGGUCAUACAACCCAUGGAGUGUCGGUAGUGUAUUACCAGUAUCCUAUCCAGAUUCAGAAAUUCAACAGUACUCGCCGACUGGGCAAAAUCAACAGACUAUCUUCCCCUUAACUUCUCAAACUGACCUCAUAGACCAGUAUCCACUCUUGCCAUUCAGUUUGCCAGCACAACAAUUAUUCCUUCAGUCCCUCAUGAAUCCUAAUUCUUACAAGCAACAACAGCAGCUGUUUAUGUUUAACCCAUCAACUCUGCCUAGUCAAACAACAAUUUUAUAUCCUGAUGACCAGCAACUCUCAUCAGCUGCAUCAAGUGAUGUCUCAGAAGAUGAAAUCGAAAUUCCACCUGAAACAAAUGUACUAAAUCCUCAGUACUCAGAUGCAUCUAUCGUUGGUGGCCCCGACGAUGGGGUUAUUGGUAUUGAUGGUGGUAUUGUCGGAAGCCCGCAAGAUAUUGCAGUAGUCGAAAGUGCAGGUCAGAUGCUGAAAGUUGGUGACACACCACAGACUGAAUACGCAUAUCCUGAUACGGUCCCCGUGAAUUCAAGACUAUACAGUCCACUCACGAACACUUUCCAAUACCCAUUUCAAAGUAUGCCUUUUGCUGUAGAUCAAUACGGCCAACCGCCAUACCGCCAGGUAUCUAGAAAAACUAUCCCUUCACAGUAUUCAGAUAUAUUUAUAACCAACAAUAUGUAA